AUCCCGACCUUCUUCCGCCCGAAGAAGAUUAACGUCGGCUUCCUCGCGUCGGAGCUCAGAGCCACCGCGCACCGCGUCGCGCUCCAGUACAAGGAGCGCGGCCUCCUCGAAGACGACGAGUUGGAGGACCUGUGGGGCCGCAUCACGGACUCGAGGAUAUCGUACGAGGAACUGCGCGUCGUCCGAGACGAUUUCGCGGCGGCGCUGGAUGCCGCCAACCCCGGUGGCGACGGCGCGGGACGCGUGGCGCACUACUUCACCGCGAAGACGUUCGCGCGGUUCGCCCGCGACGCGCACGGUCGGAUCAACGGGAGAACGUUCAUGGAGUUUGUGGUUCGACACGUCGCGCUCACGCAGUCGCGGAUUAACCUCGGGUGCCACGACUCGGACGCGGACGGGUGGCUCACGGAGGACGAUCUGGAGGCUUUCGUCGGAAGAUCGGUGACGACGAUGACCGCGCUGCAGUCGCUCCCGAUGGGAUUCGCCAACCAGUACAGGCGCAUCGCCACUCGAAGGUUCAUGUUCUUCAACGACCCUCGGCGACGGGGUAAGGCUCGCAUAAGCGCGUUGCUCGCCAGCGACGCGCUCUCCGAAUUUAACGAGCUGCACGCCGCGAGAGAGGACGACCCGAGCCUGGCGAAGAACUGGUUCUCGCUCGCGUCCGCGCAGAGGGUGUACAAGUCCUACCUGGAUCUGGACCUGGACAUGAACGGGACUCUGUCAAAGGCGGAGCUCAAGAAGUACACGGUUGACCCGCGGAACGCAGCCUUGGGGUGCACCGCUCAAGGGCUGACGGACUUAUUCGUGGACAGGCUGUUCGAGGAGCACUCGAAGGCGAUGGAGUCGGAGAUGGACUUUCACGCCUUCCUGGACUUUGUGCUCGCGUGGAGCGAUAAGGAACAUCCCGCCAGCCUGGCGUAUUUCUUCCGCGUCCUCGACGUGAACAGGACGGGCGCGCUGACAAACGCGGAGAUCUGGACGUUUCUCAAGUCCAUCCACGAGACCUGGACGUCGGACCCGGACAACUACGACCUGAACAUGCUGGACGUUCAGGACGAGAUCUUCGACAUGGUCAAACCCGCGGAAGCCGGGAGGAUCACCCUCGAGGACCUGCAGCGGUGCGGCUGCGCGGGGACGGUCAUCGAGAUUCUCUGCGAUCACACCGGGUUCUGGAGGUACGAUAACAGGGAGAACUUGCCGCACGACGACGAGGAAGAAGAGGGUGA
Messenger RNA from Micromonas commoda, 1226 nucleotides. RefSeq lists its product with no specific name. Gene Ontology annotation, cellular component: centrosome; spindle. Gene Ontology annotation, biological process: microtubule cytoskeleton organization; cortical cytoskeleton organization; regulation of dephosphorylation. The annotation marks the transcript as partial. The record is from RefSeq and is a predicted model, not a curated record. Gene Ontology annotation, molecular function: calcium ion binding. The transcript has 3 exons. Lineage: Eukaryota; Viridiplantae; Chlorophyta; Mamiellophyceae; Mamiellales; Mamiellaceae.